AGAAGAAAUUGUUUUAUUGAAAUGAUACUUUAAUGGAGUGCAAUCAUACAUCUCCAUGGACACGGUCAAUCUUAUUCUAUAUUUCACAAACACACACUGUUGAAAAUAUCGACGGGUUUUACUUUGGUUGCUGAGGCCUAAAACAACAAUCAUUCUUUGCCCGGGCUUGGGAUCGGCUACGCAAGCAUAGGCGGAGUUAGUUCUCACACACAUAAAUAACAAAUUGCUACAUGAUUACCAGUAGCACUAGCUGAGUAGCAGUGAUUGAUGGAGGAGGAUUCGGGUUCCGGGCCUCUACUGAGGAACCAGAACUCUUUUAACUUGCUUACAACCACUUUCUUAUCCAACUUGCCCCAUAAGCUCCGUUCUUGCCUCGAUUCUGAGUCUCCCUUUGACUCCAACCUUCAUGUCUCUACUACCACCAACGGUUUAAGCCAAGGAGAGAAAGAAUACUAUGAAAGACAAUUUGCUACUCUAAAAUCAUUUGAGGAAGUUGACUCCAUAAUGACCUCGGACUCCAUUGAUGUAGAAGACAUUGAAAAACAGGCUCAACAUGAACGAGCAAUGAAGAUUUCUAAUUAUGCAAAUGCAGUUUUACUGGUAUUAAAGAUUUAUGUGAUGAUAAGGACUGGAUCGAUGGCUGUCGCGGCAUCGACAUUGGAUUCUCUGCUUGACUUCAUGGCUGGUGGCAUUCUUUGGUUCACUCACCUUGCAAUGAAGAACAUAAACAUGUAUAAAUACCCUAUUGGAAAGUUGAGGAUGCAGCCAGUGGGCAUAAUCGUCUUUGCAGCUGUCAUGGCAACACUUGGUUUUCAGGUAUUAACCACUGCUGUAGAACAACUAAUUGAAAAUAAUCCUUCAGAGAAGAUGUCUUAUGAUCAACUAGUAUGGUUGUACACUAUUAUGGUGUUUGCAACAGUGGUGAAGCUUGCACUCUGGUUUUAUUGCAGAAGCUCAGGAAACAAGAUUGUUCGCGCCUAUGCAGAUGAUCACCACUUUGAUGUUGUAACAAAUGUGGUUGGAUUAGUUGCGGCUGUUCUUGGCGAUAGAUUUUACUGGUGGAUUGACCCUGUUGGUGCUAUUUUACUUGCAAUUUAUACUAUCAAAAAUUGGUCUGCCACUGUUAUGGAAAAUGCAGUUUCACUAGUGGGACAAUCUGCACCUCCUGAAGUUCUGCAGAAGCUGACUUAUCUUGUCAUAAUGCACUCUCAAAUUAAGCGCAUUGAUACUGUCCGCGCUUACACAUUUGGUGUUCUGUAUUUUGUGGAGGUUGACAUUGAACUGGCAAAGAAUUUACCUUUAAGAGAAGCACAUAACAUUGGAGAGAGCAUACAGAUAAUGCUGGAGAAGCUUCCAGAAGUUGAGAGGGCAUUUGUUCAUCUGGACUUCGAAUGUGAUCACAAACCAGAGCACUCUGUUCUUACCAAACUGCCAGAUAGUCAACCUUAAGUACAAUUGAAGUCCAUUUAUAUAUUUAUGUGACACAUUAAAUUUGUCUAUAACUCAGCCUUCAUUUUAUGGUUUUUGUGGACCAAAAAGAAAAAGAAAAAAAACACUUCUAAUAUGGUUUGUUCAUAAAGAACAAAAGUUCAUGCAGUGUUAAAAGUUGUGUUCAUA
Molecule: messenger RNA, 1617 nt
Organism: Lotus japonicus
Lineage: Eukaryota; Viridiplantae; Streptophyta; Magnoliopsida; Fabales; Fabaceae
Product: metal tolerance protein 4-like
Exons: 6
Coding region: 268-1449 (393 amino acids)
Biological process (GO): monoatomic cation transport; transmembrane transport
Cellular component (GO): membrane
Molecular function (GO): manganese ion transmembrane transporter activity
Source: RefSeq, a predicted model, not a curated record